AUGUACCAGGGAUACUGGUCUCUGUUCUUGAUCUUUAUCGCCUCCCACUGCAUAGGGUCCGUCAAAGGGCUCUUUCUUUUUGGCCAGCCCGAGUUCUCAUACAAGAGGUCCAACUGCAAACCUAUCCCCGCCUCCCUGUUGUUGUGCCGCGGUAUCGAGUACCCAAACAUGAGGCUGCCCAAUCUGCUGGGGCAUGAAACUAUCCAGGAGGUUCUGGAGCAGGCUGGAGCCUGGAUCCCUCUAGUUCAGAAGCAGUGCCACCCGGACACCAGAAAGUUCCUGUGCUCGCUCUUUGCACCCGUCUGCAUUGAUGACCUGGAUGAGACCAUUCAGCCUUGCCAUUCGCUCUGUGAGCAGGUGAAGGACAGUUGCGCCCCAGUUAUGUCUGCCUUCGGCUUCCCCUGGCCUGAUAUGCUGGAUUGCAGCCGCUUCCCCCAGGACAACGACCUAUGCAUCCCCCCGGCUAGCAGCGACCACGUCCUCCCUACCCCCAGAGAAGCACCAAAGGUCUGUGAUGCCUGCAAAAACAAGAACGAAGAUGACAACGACAUCGUGGAAAACCUUUGCAAAAAUGACUUUGCCCUGAAGAUAAAAGUGAAGGAGAUCACAUACAUCAAUGGGGACACCAAGAUCACCCCUGAAACAAAGAGCAAAACCAUCUACAAGCUGAAUGGGGUGACGGAAAGGGAUCUGAGGAAGACAGUGCUCUGGCUCAAAGGUGGCCUGCAGUGUACCUGUGAUGAGAUGAAUGACAUAAAUGCACCCUAUUUAGUGAUGGGACAAAGGCAGGCCGGGGAGCUGGUGAUCACCUCCGUGAAGCGGUGGCAGAAAGGACAGCGGGCGUUCAAACGAUUCUCCCGCAGCAUCCGCAAACUGCAAUGCUAA
Messenger RNA from Emys orbicularis (European pond turtle), 885 nucleotides. It is a transcript of the gene SFRP2, whose product is annotated as secreted frizzled related protein 2. Gene Ontology annotation, biological process: canonical Wnt signaling pathway; non-canonical Wnt signaling pathway. The record is from RefSeq and is a predicted model, not a curated record. The coding region runs from base 1 to 885 and encodes 294 amino acids. NCBI's taxonomy places the organism in Eukaryota, Metazoa, Chordata, Testudines, Emydidae. The transcript is spliced from 3 exons. Gene Ontology annotation, molecular function: Wnt-protein binding.